AAGCAUUUACGGAAAAGAUGCGCGGAUUAGGAUAUCCUAAACGUAUAUCUAUGGAAAGCUUUAGAACUCCAAAUUUUGACCUUGUGUCGGAUAUAUUGUAUUGGCUAGUAAAAAACUAUGACCCAUCUAUUGAUAUCUCCAAUGAUAUCAGCUCUGAGCAGGACCGUGUUAUUUUUGUUAAAUCCAUUGCAUUGUUCAUGGCUCCAAAAGCACACAUUCAACUCAAUACACGUAAGCUUUAUACGGCGGAUGGUUAUGCAGUCAAAGAACUUCUUAAAAUCGUCAAUAUUCUAUAUGAAGCACAUACAAUGCGUUUGGAUCACAACAGUAAUCAAUCAACUAUUCAGCCAUUGGAUAUUUCUAAUCGUAUUGGUAAACUAAAGGCUAGUCGUACUUUGGCAUCAGAAAUCAUUGAGAAAGGUGCAGAGCUAUACGAUCUUCUCGGACAAGAAAUAUCUCUAAGAGAUCGACGCACGGAUGUGAUUUCUCGACCAUUUGAGUUGGCAGAAAUGGAACAGGCCGUAACAGCUGCAGUGAAUACUCUUCGUGAUCAAAUGACAGUCACACGGACUGGAAUGGAUAAUUUACAUUCAGAUGAAAUUAACUUGCUGGCAAAAAUUGAAAAGAAAAAGGUGGAGCGAGACCGAGCUGAAAAGCGUUUAAAAUCAUUACAAGGAGUUCGUCCAGCAUAUAUGGAUGAGUAUGAAAAAAUUGAAGUAGAGCUUUCCAGAUUGUAUGAAACCUAUAUGGAAAAGUUUCGUAAUCUGGCGUUUUUGGAACAACAGCUUGAUGAAUAUAACCGCGAAGAGCAAAACAAAAGUGAAGAAACCGAGUCGUCAAUGAAGCGGAUGCAGAAUCGAUUGCGUGAGGAAGAGCUACGACUGCUGCGUGGUGAAAAAGAGAUUGAAAAGAGUACUAGUAUUAGAAGUCGUGGUGGACAUAAUGAACGACCAGCAGCUGCUGGGUCUCGAUCGCGUAGCUUAAACCUAGAUGAUGACGAUUUGAAAAGUAGCACUGAAAACAGCAGUAUAUCAGAUGAUCCAAACAGUGAUCGUGAUGAGGAUGAAGAAGGAUCCAUUGAUACAGCGUUGUCAAAUGCCGAUAUUGUUCAAGAUGACAUGGAUGAUGAGAUAUUUACUUCAAGAGAAAGUUUAGACCACAGUAGAGAUGUCAAUCGAGUAACAAGAGCACGUAGUACACGACCUAGACGUGCAGGAGAGAAUAGUCAGAGUACAAUACAGCGGUCAGGGGGCGAUAGUGCAGCUGGAAUGCGCAUGCUAGGAUCCGGGGUAAAGUCUAGCGGAUCUGGUAUAGCAGGAAAAAGCAGGACUAGUCAAGUUUCAGAUGAAAUGAGAGAAAGAAGAGGUCAAAACAAACAUGAUGAUGAAGAGUCGGAAGAAGAGAUAGAAAUGGAGGACGACGAAGAAACAAAUGACUCGGGAUCAGAGUUUGGGAGCAGACACGGCGUAGAUUACGAUAACGACUUUUAA
Molecule: messenger RNA, 1490 nt
Organism: Batrachochytrium dendrobatidis JAM81
Lineage: Eukaryota; Fungi; Chytridiomycota; Chytridiomycetes; Rhizophydiales
Exons: 8
Coding region: 18-1490 (490 amino acids)
Biological process (GO): cilium assembly
Cellular component (GO): centrosome; intraciliary transport particle B; cilium
Source: RefSeq, a predicted model, not a curated record